AUUCCACAUGCUGGUGGUCCCAGAAUCAGACGUGUCCUCAUGAAGACUGCUCCUCUUCUCCUGCUCCUCUAUGCGGGAGCGUUCGCCAUCAGUUCAGCGUUGCAGAUCAGCGAUGGUCAAACCUGUAGAGCGAGAGCUGGCCUUACUGCAGAACAAUGCACUUCUCAGAUGGACGGACCCACACAGAGCUUCCUGUCGUGUGCCGGCGUUCCUCCAGAACCCACAGCAGAACACAUGCAGAAUCUGAAGGAGCUGAUCAGUGCUGCUCUGGACAUCUACUCAUUCAUGAGAUCCAGUGUGUCCGGUGUGCCAGUGCUGGAUGUCUCUGGAGGCUUCAGUGUGGAGGAGGAUCUGGGCAUCAGGGCGUGGCUGGACAUCAAGCUGACGCCUCUGCUGUCCUCCAUCUCCAGAAACCUCCUCACGUGCCUCAGCAACAGAAACUUCAGCUGCAGCACCUACCAGACUGUAGUUCAGGAGUUAAGUCAGCAUUUCUCCAGUCUGGAUCCGGUGAGGCAGAAGUGGAUCUAUUCUUUCUUCAUGUACCCGUUCCUCUCCAGGAACACGUCCUCAGGUUGUGUUGAUCCAGAAGCCAGCACUGAAGACUGGCUCAUGAAGAACUUUGGCUCCUUCUCUGUGAUGGCUCAAGUGAAAGACUUCUCAUCCAUCAACCUGCUCUUCAGCGGGCUGGAAGUUUUGCACCUGUUGAGUCCAGAACAGAAGGCAGAGCUUCUCCUUUAUCCAGAGGUGAUGGGUUUGACCAACAGUUCCCUCGGCCUGGUGUUUCAGAGCUUGAUGUCUUCUGUGAUGCCCUCCGGGAAUCCAUGGCCUUCAAAUAACGGCACAACACUUUACAUGAGCCCCUCCUCAGCACAAGACCCCCUCGGACAGGCAGUGAACGACUUCAUGACAGCAUUUAGACCUGUUGGGAGUUUCGUUAAGCAGUUUGUGUCCUUGACACGGCAGCCAAACUUGAGCAGUAUGCGGAGCGCCACGCUGGUGCAGGCCAUAAUGAACCUGACGCUAGCAGAGAUGGCCGCCCCAUUCAAGCAGAGCUACACCCAGCAGCAGCAGCAGGAUCCAGUCGCUUUUGACCCCAUGAACGUUCAUGACUGGUACACACAUGUGGUUUCUCCAAUACUGCGGCGAUUCCUUCCUCAAGAGCAGAUAGAAAUCUAUCCUAACCUCACCACUGUCUUCCAUAACCUGUUCUACAUUGAGACAGGGACGGGGUCUGGAGCCCAGAAUGAAACUCAAGACAUUUGCAGUGUAUUUAUUGACAACAGAACAUGUGGGCUGACGGACCUGGUGGAGCAUGUGGCCACAGUCCUGCACUGUGCAUCGGGCUCGAACCUCACGCUGAACGAGGAGACACUCUCCAACGUCCUCCUGCAUCUGUCCCAGAACCUGGAUGCUCUUCUACAGCAGCUCUCCACCACUAACUUCAGUUCCCAGAGUUCCCCCUUCAGUGACAUCGUGGGCCAGAUCUCCGCGGACGCCUUCCCCAUCAGCAACCUGCAGGACGAGGCGUUUGUGGAGUUAUGGUUCCAAGUCAAGCUGAAGCCUCUGCUCAACAUGCUGACUCCAGAAUAUCUCGCAUGCCUCAGUUAUAAAGAGUUCAGCUGUCAAACCUUCCAGAUUCUUGUUUCAGGUCUCAGUCACGACAGACUUCUGAUGUCAGAUGAAGGUGCGCAGAAUGUUUAUCAGUAUUUCAUCUCAUCCUUCCUGAGCCACCAGAAUGCUUCAGGUGGCUGUCCCGCUGAGAACAGCAGUGUCUGGAUCAUUCUGAAUCUUGGGGAUUUUUCACAUUUUGCCACACUGAGUGAAAUGUACCAGCUGAACCAAGCCUUCAACGCUAUAGAUGCGCUGCCGGUUCUCUCCCCUAACCAGACAGCUGAACUGAUAGUUGAGACUUUUGCAGGUCUCCCAGAGAAAAGUGUCGUCAUUACCACGGUUUUUGAUUACCUGCUAAUCUCUCCUGAGGACCGUGGUCUGCUUGAGAUCCUUCAGUAUCUCAUUGUGCUCGCUGAUGAGAUGGGUUUGGAGUGUGCAUCAUACCAGCAGAUCAUUCAGAGGCUGCAGGAAUCUGUGUUUCCUACAAACAUGAUGCAAACCAUCAAAGAUGACAUGAAUCAGCUGAAAACAAUAGCACCUGAGGAGUGUUUCCCCCCACAUGUUAUGUGUAUUUCAACUCCAAUCAAUGAAACUUCAAUUUGUGACGGAAUCAGCAGUAAUGAGACUCUCCUGUCUGCGGCUCUCGCCAGCGCCCCCUGUCAAGUCAACCUGCAGCAGUACGCUUGUUCUUCGCUCACAGGCCUCACGGCUGAGGAUCUGGCUGACCUCCUGACCUGUCAGCUGUCCGGCAACAGCAGUUACUCCACGGAGAUCUGGAAGCUGCUCUUCACCAAAGCCGAUCACCUUCUGGAUAGAGCCCUCGCCAUCUUCUCCAGCGCAGCAGCAAAUACGUCUCAGCCAAUCAGCAGCGACGCCCUGUCCAAUGCGCUGGAUGUAGUGUGGGAGCUGAGACUGCAGAGCGUCAGUGAUGACCAAUGGAGAAACGCUUCCGUCAUCAGCACACUGUUCAGUCAAACCCUCAAGCCGCUUUUACCGUCUGCGUCUCCAUCCCUACUGCAGUGCGCCAGCAGCAGAAACCUCACCUGCCAAACUUACCAGCUCAUACUCACAGACUUCCCGCUGGUCAGUGAGACGCAAGGAACAAACAUGGUGGAGUUCUUCAUCUUGCCCUUCCUCAGGAGCAACACGACAGACGCAGGCUGUGUGUCCUCGGCUAACAGCAGCUCAGAGUGGCUACAGAGGAACUUUGGCUCGUUCUCUAAGUUUGUCAGUCUCUCAGUUCUGCUCUCCAUCAACGGAAAGUUCAGUCCGCUGGAGAGUCUGGUAGAUCUGUCUCCAGGUCAGAUGGCUGAUCUGAUGGCUGAAGGUCUGCCUGGUCUUCCACAGAGUGUGGUCAUCACUACGCUAUUUGAUUAUCUGCUGGUGUCUCCUGAGGAACGAGGACUUCCCGCUGUUCUUCAAGACCUGCUCUUGAUCUCAGGGAAGGUGUCUGUCCCGUGCAGCUCCUACACACUGAUAUUUGAGAGGCUGUUUCAGGCUUUACCUUCCCUGUCUACAAACAUGGAGACUCUGGUUUACCACACAACUGAAGAACUCAAGCAGACUGGAGCCAGAGGCUGCCCGCUUCCUCCACUGCCAACAUGUCUGUUCACUCCUCUGAAUGUUACCAGCGUUUGUUCAGGAGUCGUCAGUAAUGAGACUCUCCUGUCUGCGGCUCUCACCAGCGCCCCCUGUCAAGUCAACCUGCAGCAGUACGCUUGUUCUUCGCUCACAGGUCUCACGGCUGAGGAUCUGGCUGACCUCCUGACCUGUCAGCUGUCCGGCAACAGCAGUUACUCCACGGAGAUCUGGAAGCUGCUCUUCACCAAAGCCGAUCACCUUCUGGAUAGAGCCCUCGCCAUCUUCUCCAGCGCAGCAGCAAAUACGUCUCAGCCAAUCAGCAGCGACGCCCUGUCCAAUGCGCUGGAUGUAGUGUGGGAGCUGAGACUGCAGAGCGUCAGUGAUGACCAAUGGAGAAACGCUUCCGUCAUCAGCACACUGUUCAGUCAAACCCUCAAGCCGCUUUUACCGUCUGCGUCUCCAUCCCUACUGCAGUGCGCCAGCAGCAGAAACCUCACCUGCCAAACUUACCAGCUCAUACUCACAGACUUCCCGCUGGUCAGUGAGACGCAAGGAACAAACAUGGUGGAGUUCUUCAUCUUGCCCUUCCUCAGGAGCAACACGACAGACGCAGGCUGUGUGUCCUCGGCUAACAGCAGCUCAGAGUGGCUACAGAGGAACUUUGGCUCGUUCUCUAAGUUUGUCAGUCUCUCAGUUCUGCUCUCCAUCAACGGAAAGUUCAGUCCGCUGGAGAGUCUGGUAGAUCUGUCUCCAGGUCAGAUGGCUGAUCUGAUGGCUGAAGGUCUGCCUGGUCUUCCACAGAGUGUGGUCAUCACUACGCUAUUUGAUUAUCUGCUGGUGUCUCCUGAGGAACGAGGACUUCCCGCUGUUCUUCAAGACCUGCUCUUGAUCUCAGGGAAGGUGUCUGUCCCGUGCAGCUCCUACACACUGAUAUUUGAGAGGCUGUUUCAGGCUUUACCUUCCCUGUCUACAAACAUGGCGACUCUGGUUUACCACACAACUGAAGAACUCAAGCAGACUGGAGCCAGAGGCUGCCCGCUUCCUCCACUGCCAACAUGUCUGUUCACUCCUCUGAAUGUUACCAGCGUUUGUUCAGGAGUCGUCAGUAAUGAGACUCUCCUGUCUGCGGCUCUCGCCAGCGCCCCCUGUCAAGUCAACCUGCAGCAGUACGCUUGUUCUUCGCUCACAGGCCUCACGGCUGAGGAUCUGGCUGACCUCCUGACCUGUCAGCUGUCCGGCAACAGCAGUUACUCCACGGAGAUCUGGAAGCUGCUCUUCACCAAAGCCGAUCACCUUCUGGAUAGAGCCCUCGCCAUCUUCUCCAGCGCAGCAGCAAAUACGUCUCAGCCAAUCAGCAGCGACGCCCUGUCCAAUGCGCUGGAUGUAGUGUGGGAGCUGAGACUGCAGAGCGUCAGUGAUGACCAAUGGAGAAACGCUUCCGUCAUCAGCACACUGUUCAGUCAAACCCUCAAGCCGCUUUUACCGUCUGCGUCUCCAUCCCUACUGCAGUGCGCCAGCAGCAGAAACCUCACCUGCCAAACUUACCAGCUCAUACUCACAGACUUCCCGCUGGUCAGUGAGACGCAAGGAACAAACAUGGUGGAGUUCUUCAUCUUGCCCUUCCUCAGGAGCAACACGACAGACGCAGGCUGUGUGUCCUCGGCUAACAGCAGCUCAGAGUGGCUACAGAGGAACUUUGGCUCGUUCUCUAAGUUUGUCAGUCUCUCAGUUCUGCUCUCCAUCAACGGAAAGUUCAGUCCGCUGGAGAGUCUGGUAGAUCUGUCUCCAGGUCAGAUGGCUGAUCUGAUGGCUGAAGGUCUGCCUGGUCUUCCACAGAGUGUGGUCAUCACUACGCUAUUUGAUUAUCUGCUGGUGUCUCCUGAGGAACGAGGACUUCCCGCUGUUCUUCAAGACCUGCUCUUGAUCUCAGGGAAGAGUCCACUCAGCUGUUCAGCCGAUCAGUUGAUCGUUGCGCGGCUCAACCAGUUCUUGCGGUCAGGAGCGGGCAGUCUGGAGCCUGUCGUCUGGAGAAGUGUUAAUGAUCUGAUCCUCAAUGCUCCUGCGGGUUGCACUCUAUUCCCAGUGGAGAACGAGUGUCCAGUGACUCUAUACAACGAGACUCAGGUGUGCAGUGCAGUGAACAGCUCUGCGUUACAGCAGCUCCUGAACAACAGAAACACUACAACCGGCCUUUGUGACUUCAGUGUCACACAAUACGCAUGCACCCCGGUGCUGCUCAGUGUGGAUCAGCUAGUGUCUGUGCUGUCCUGUCACCUGUCUGAUGCCGUCUCCAGCACACCUGACAGCUGGAAACUCCUCCUGACCGGAGCGUCAGACCUGCUGAAUGUGGCUCUGCAAAUACUGUCGGACAGGUCAUUAUGGUGGAGCAGCAGCUCUGCCUCAGUGGCUCUGGAUGUCCUCCGGGAACUGCGUCUGGACAGACUCUCAGAUGACGGUGUCGUGUGGUGGCUGUCUGAGCGUCUGCAACCGUUCCUGCCGUCCGCUUCAGAGACGUUCCUGCGCUGUCUGAGCAGCAAAAACUACAGCUGUCAGAACUUCCAGACCAUGGUUAAGACAUUCAGUGCAGGAUAUCUUCAUAUGAAUGACCCUCAGCGUCAGAUGACAUUGACCGCCCUCAUCUUACCGCUCCUCUCCAGAGGGACUGCAGGUGUGGCGUGUGUGUCCAGCAACAGCUCUCAGUGGCUCAUCGGUAACUUCGGCCAGUUUUCAGCUCUCGUCUCUCUGAAGCAGAUAUUCGCACUCAACCCACAGUUCGACCCGCUGAGCGCACUGCCCUAUCUGUCCCCAGAUCAGCUGGUGGAGCUGAUGUUUGCAGAUAUUCCUGGUCUGCCGGAGAAAGCUGUGGUCAUCCCUGCCGUCUUUGAUCAGCUGACUCUGCAGCCAAACAUGAUCGUCUCCACACUCGCCAUCAUGGUUCAAUCAUUAGUGACGAGCAACGUCUCCUGCGCCACAAAUCAGCUGAUUGUCCACCGUCUGGAUCACCUGAUGCUCGGUGUUUCGGUGGAUCUGGAGAUGGUGGUUCUGAAGAGUCAAGCUGCUGUACUGCAGAGCGCUCCGCAAGGGUGUGUGAACUCCAGCGGGCAGUGUGGCGUCACUACAGUGAACGAAACGGCUGUGUGCCAGAGCGUCAACAGCUCUGCCGUGUCCUUGUAUCUCAGUUCACCUCAUGAUGGCAGUCAGCUGUGUAAAUUCAGCAUCACGCAGUACGCUUGUGCACAGUUGGCAGCUCUGAGCCCGCAGGAUCUGGCAACCGUGUUGUCCUGCAUCCUCAGUGGGAAUAAAAGUGCAUCCAAUGAAACCUGGAAACUCUUCACGCAGAAGGUCACGCCUGUUCUGGGUCCAGCGCUCGACCUGCUCGCCAACACGAGGCUGAAUAAGUCCCUCCCCUUAGAGUCUUUCUUGAAUAUGAUUGGAGAGGUCACUCUGAGCUCCUUCAGCUCCUCCGAGCUGCGAGAUGGUUCGUUCGUCCAGCGCUGGUUUAACUCCAGACUCCGCCCAUUUUUACCCUACGCCUCGGAGACCUUCCUGUCCUGUCUGUCCACCAGAGACUUCAGCUGUGACACCUUCAGGAUACUUGUGCAGAGCUUCAGUCAGAGUUUCGGCUUCAUGUCCAGCGAUACUCAAGCUAGCGUCUGCCUCGACUUCAUUCAAUUCUUCCUCUCUAGGAAGACCGUCGCAGGGUGUGUGAACGUCUCUGAGAGCAGCUCUGAUUGGCUGAUCAGCAGCUUUGGACGUUUCUCAGAUUUAAUCCCAAUUUCGGACCUGCAGACGAUCAACCCCAGCUUCAGCGUGAUGGACACUCUGGGUCUGCUGAGCAUCAAGCAGUUGGCCGAGAUCUCCAGCACUCCUGGUCUCCUGUCCAGCCCCGCCGCCGUCACUAACCUGCUGCUGUAUGUGCCGGACACACAGCUCACAUCCUUCUACAUGUCCAUGUCUGGAGCGCUGCAGAUGCAGGAUGUGGUUCUCCCUCCUCCAGUGCAGCAAGCGUUCCUGCAGCAGGUGUUCAUCAGAGCCAAUCUGACCACGGUAUCAGACAAUGAUCUGGUGUUCUGGAUCACCAACAUUCUGCCUCCAUUUGUAGAGAACAUUACAGUCCAACAGGUGACAACCUACUUCAGCAUCGUCCAGCAGCGGCCCUGCCCUAUCAGCCAGCAGGGUGUGCAGCUGCUGAACUCCUCCAGCUCCACCUUCCAGCCCGCAACUCAGCAGCAGAUCUACCAGCUGAUCCUGGGCUCUCUCUCAGGCCCCGCCCCUCUGCAUUGCUAUGGUAACCAGAGCUUCUAUGCUUUCCUGACGUCGUCCUUCAUGAGUUUCCAGUUCCCCAAUCUGACCACCUUCCUGUCCCUGAUGCCGCCGGGCCGCGAGCCGCAGCUGUUGGCUUCUAUCUCUCCAUCGGACAUCACCAGUCUCCUGAGCCGGCCGGGCGCUGUGGACGAUGUUUCUCAACUCGGCCUGUUUUUCACACAUUACCCACAGACGCCGCAGUACUUACAGACGGAGCCGCUGUUGUCUGUGGAUCUGGCCCGGGAGAUCUUGUUUAGCGUGUGGCCUCAGAUUCUACAGGUCCAGAACCAGUCUGAGGUGGACCAGUGGUUUGAUUAUAGUCUGGAUCAGUACCUGCCGCUGCUCACCUCCGCCUUCAUCAGCCCCAGCCUCAUGCAGAACUCCUCCUGCCUCUGCUUCCAGAAGAUUGUUUCUGUGAUGGCCAAUUACAACUACAGUGCGGUGGAUUUUACACAGCAGGACUUUUACGACAGCAUCGUGGUCUUCCUCAACAUCUCUUCAGAUUCUCAGCCUGCGAAGUGUUAUAACACCUCUAUCCCCGCGCUGAACUCCACCGCCUGGUUCGUCCACUACAUCUCCGUCUUCUUGAGUUUUCUCACGCUGGAUGACCUGCAGAGCUUCGGCUCCAUUACGCCGUUCAUCGAUAACCUCCAGAACCUGCAGCUCUUCGGUGAGGUGGAGGUUUCUGAUGACGUCACACAGCACUAUGUAGAUCUGCUGUUCGAGACCUAUCCAAACUUCAACGCCUACUAUCUCCCGCUGAAGUUCCUCUGCUUGGCUCCUGCUGGAUCCUUCACUCAGCUGACCUCAGUACAGUUGAAGAAUGUCUCCGCUAACAUCCAGGAGACCUGCUCCGACAUCCCAGAAGAGGUGUCUGCGGCUCUGGCCAGUAAUCUGGAGGUUCUGACAGAAAACUCCAUCUCAGCUCUGGGUCAGUCGUGUGUGGGUUUGAGCACAGCACAGAUCAGCACCUCUACAGGCAGUGUCCUGCUGGGGGCGCUGUCACUGCUCAGUAACAUCACCGGCUGGAACCUGGAUCAGGCCAUGAUGAUCAUACAAACACUGCUGGCGUCUGGAGUUUACAAGAUCAACAGUGCUGCCAGUCUGGAGCAGCUGGGCUCUCUGAUCGUGGGUGUUCAGUCCUCCGUCAUCACUGCGCUCUCAGCAGACGUGCUGCUGCAGACGGCCAGCUCGAGCGCAUUCGUCACCAAUGUGGCCAGUGCUCCCACCAUCGUCCAGCAGAGCUACGUCAGCCAGAUCAUCAGUGUGAACAGCUCGUCUGACGCUGUGAUCUCGAACGUUCCGGAUCUGGUGUCGCAGCAGAUCCCGCGCAGCCUCCUGCUGAGUGUGACGCCCUCGCCUGCGUCUGCACAGCGGAUCAACCAGAAGAGGUGGAGACACGAGCAGGCUGUUUUCAUCUUUGAGUCUGUGGCUUCGCAGUUCAGCAACGCAGACACCAUUUCCUACCAGGUCCUGCAGGGUUUCACAUCUUCACGACUCCAGAACUUCAGCACAGAUAAAAUCAUGAAUCUGAUCCGGGGAUGCAGGAGACGCGCAAACCAGACGCUAAUCCUGCAGGAAUCACAGCUGACCUGUAUGUACCAGUACAUCAAGAGCUCAGACCUGUAUGCCUUCUCCAGUAUCCGCCUGAGGUGCUCCUCUACUAUAACUACUCUGUGAUCAACAGUUCUGUGUGCCGCUCGUAUUUCUCUGCUGUGGGGACGGCCAACUUCUCUGUCCUGUCCAGCACACUGUCCUUCAAGAAGCAGAUCCUGCUGAACAGCGCGCUACAAUGCCUGGGCGUCUCUGGCUCCAGCAUCGCCCGCAGUCAGCUGGAUGUGCUGGGCAACAUGUGCUGUUUCCUGAGCGCAGACUACAUCCUGAACUCUGACCCGUCUGUGCUGGAGAAACUCAAACUCUGCUCCACACUGAACACUGCACAGAGCAGCGCCAUCGAAACAGUGCUGCUGCAGAGGAACACCAGCUACGGACCCUCCAGCAGCUGGAACAUCACCACCCUGCAGAACCUCAACAUGCUGAUGCUCUACGUCUCCAACAACAUCUGGAGCAAAUUCACAACGACGGACAAGCAGACGUUUCUGAAGACGUUCCUGCGUGAUCUGAGGAAGAAUAGCGCUGUUCCACAGAAGCAGGUCAUCUACAUGAUGAAUCAGGUCAACAGUGUGUUACGCAUCAGGAUCAAGAGAUCCACAGACGCGUCCUGCACCGCGGGCCAGAUUCUGCAGCCUCAGGUGUUCAGUGACCUGUUCCCGUUCGCCUAUGACCUGACGCAGUUUAACGCCUGUCUGAGCGCCAACACACUGGUGGGAAACCUG
Molecule: messenger RNA, 9833 nt
Organism: Danio rerio (zebrafish)
Lineage: Eukaryota; Metazoa; Chordata; Actinopteri; Cypriniformes; Danionidae
Source: RefSeq, a predicted model, not a curated record